GCGUCGAGACCAGGGAGAAGCCGAGGCUGCGUGUGAAUGAACACUGGAGUCCGGACACAGAAUCUAUCGCUCAGACUCGAACCCACGGCUUAAACCGUUCUUUUUGUCUCUUUCUGGAUUCCUGGAGUCUCGCUAGCGCCGCUGAGCGUCACCGCCUGCAGACAUGAGUCGUAAGGAUUACGCGACAGAGAAAGACAAAUGCAAAAGGUUCCUGCAAGAGUUCUACACGGAGGAUGAUAACGGGAAGAAGGUGUUCAAAUAUGGAGCUCAGCUUGUGGCGCUGGCCCACAGGGAGCAGGUGUCUAUCUUUGUGGAUCUUGACGAUGUGGCUGAGGAAGACCCCGAGCUGGUGGAGAGCGUAUGUGAGAACGCCAAGCGCUACACCGCCCUGUUUGCCGACGCAGUCCACGAGCUGCUGCCAGAGUACAAAGAGAGAGAUAUUGUGGCCAAAGAUUCCCUGGACGUGUACAUUGAGCACAGGCUGAUGAUGGAACAGAGGGGUCGCGACCCAGCAGACACCAGAGACCCACGUAACCAAUACCCACCUGAACUCAUGAGGCGAUUCGAGCUGUACUUUAAGUCUCCCACUACGUCCAAACCUAAAGUGGUGCGUGAUGUCCGAGCCGACAGCAUUGGACACCUCGUGCCGGUUCGAGGCAUCGUCACCCGCGCCACCGAGGUCAAACCCAUGAUGGCAGUAGCUACAUACACAUGUGACCAAUGUGGUGCGGAGACUUAUCAACCAAUCCAGUCUCCCUCCUUCAUGCCCCUCAUCAUGUGUCCCAGUCAAGAGUGUGUCACCAACAAGUCCGGGGGUCGUCUCUACCUGCAGACCAGAGGCUCCAAGUUCGUGAAAUUCCAGGAGAUUCGUAUUCAGGAACAGAGCGAUCAAGUGCCUGUUGGAAAUAUUCCAAGGAGCAUGUCUGUGUACGCCCGCGGAGAGAACACUCGUCUCGCUCAGCCAGGCGACCACGUGGCCAUCACAGGCGUCUUCCUUCCUCUUCUGCGCUCAGGUUUCAUGCAAGCACAACAGGGUCUUCUGUCAGAGACGUACAUGGAGGCCCACAGCAUCACCCUCAUGAACAAGACGGAGGAUGAUGCGCUCGGAAACGAGGAGCUGAAUGACGAGGAGCUGCGCGGCAUCACAGAUGAAGGAUUUUAUGAGAAACUAGCUGGUUCCAUAGCACCAGAGAUCUACGGACAUGAAGACGUGAAGAAGGCUCUGCUGCUGCUGCUGGUUGGGGGGGUGGAGCAGGCUCCCAAAGGCAUGAAAAUCAGAGGCAGCAUCAAUAUCUGCCUGAUGGGAGACCCCGGAGUCGCAAAGUCCCAGCUGCUGUGCUACAUCGACCGUCUGGCUCCUCGAAGUCAGUACACAACGGGUCGUGGUUCAUCCGGAGUCGGUCUGACUGCAGCCGUGAUGCGUGACCCCGUUACUGGAGAAAUGACCCUGGAAGGUGGAGCCCUGGUGCUCGCCGACCUGGGCGUCUGCUGCAUUGACGAGUUUGACAAGAUGGCUGACGCUGACCGCACAGCCAUCCACGAAGUGAUGGAGCAGCAGACCAUUUCUAUUGCAAAGGCCGGAAUCAUGACCUCCCUCAACGCCCGGUGCUCCAUUCUAGCCGCAGCUAACCCCGCCUACGGCCGCUACAACCCCAAGAAGAGCAUCGAGGCGAACAUUCAGCUGCCGGCCGCUCUACUCUCCAGGUUCGACCUUCUCUGGCUGAUCCAGGACAAGCCAGAUGCCGAAGCUGACCUGCGUCUGGCCCAGCACAUCACCUACGUCCACCAGCACUGCCGCCAGCCGCCCACUCACUUCACCCCCAUCGACAUGAAGCUGAUGAGACGUUACAUCGGUGUUUGUAAGAAGCGGCAGCCAGUGGUGCCUGAAGCAUUGGCUGAUUACAUCACCGCUGCUUAUGUGGAGAUGAGGAAAGAGGCGCGAGUGAGCAAGGACACCACCUUCACCUCCGCCCGAACCCUCCUCUCCAUCCUCCGUAUAGCCACUGCUCUGGCUCGUCUUCGUAUGAUGGACACUGUGGAAAAGGAGGAUGUUAACGAGGCCAUGAGACUGAUGGAGAUGUCAAAGGACUCGCUACAAGCUGACAAGUCCAGCACCACAAGGGCCCAGAGACCGGCUGAUGUCAUCUUCUCUCUGGUUCGUGAGCUCGCCACAGAGGGCGUGGUCGGCCGCGGUGGAGCUGGCGGCGUAGUCCGCAUGGCCGAGGCAGAGCAGCGCUGUGUCACUCGUGGCUUCACCCCCGACCAGUUCCAGGAGGCCCUGGAGGAGUACGAGGAGCUGAACGUGUGGCAGCUCAACCAGGCCCGCAGUCGAAUCACCUUCGUCUGAGGAACCUGGGACACGUCUCCACGCACGCUGUGCUUCAGCCACCCGAGGGGAAAACUCUUUGUUUUCUACAGACUUCUAUUGAGGCUCUUUUUUUCCCUUCCUCAGCAUUUUCUCAAGCAAGUCGAGCAUUACCUGGAUGAUUUUAAGCUCGACUAUUUUUGCAAGAAUCUGCUGUCGGAGAUUCAGUGUUUUAAGAUUCCUGUUCACCAGUAACACACUUGUAAAUAUCUUUCAGAACUUGUUAUUUUGUGAUCUGCAGUUUAGAGUUUAAAGCUUCUGCUGAAGUGGAUUAUUUCUGUACAUUUAAAAAUUCAAACCGUGCAAGAGAAACUACAGUUGAGCCUUGUAUUGUGACUCCCUUUAAAAUAAAUUGAUGGUUCAUUAAUAAACUGUAUUUGGUUCUUUUUGUCAUGUGUGUUUGCACAUGAACGUCUCUCAAACACCUGAGGUUACUCAUGAGAGUUUUAGUUAGUUUGCUUUUCAUUUAGGUGUCUCAACAAACCCUGUCAUUCCUGAAAAUACCUAAUUUUCUCUUUCAUUCUUCAGAGCACAUCUAUAUGCAGAUAAUUAAAAUCUUAUGUGCACGUUGAUACCUAAGAAUCAUCUUUACUAAAAUGACAUGUAACAAUCAGUCAGUGCACAGGUCGAUCUCUCCAUUCAUACCUUAUAUGUUGAGUCCGUGUCCUCACAACACUAUGAACCCUCCUGCUGAAGUUUCACCUUCAGUGUUUGUUAAACCUGAAACAGCUCUGGUAUGUUACUGGAGCAGCUCUGUUGACCUUAUUGCAGCUUCCACUAACACCUCACACACCUUCCUUGUUAAACAGAACAAGGAGCUGAAACCAGACGCUGUUUCCAUCAUCGUUCACUUUCUAUAAAAAGAGUUGGAGGAGAAAAAAAAGCCUUUAUGUAGAGUUUAACACCAAAGUCAAUCCUCUGUGAUGUAAAACAUAAAAACUCAAUAUGAAGGCCUGCGUUUGAAAAGUUGUAUCAGCAAAGACAGCAUGAAACUGUGCAUGGAAAGGGCUUGUCAUCAGUGGGGCCAAUUCCAUUGUACUGUUUGAUUAUUCCUAAUGCAUUAAAGUUCAUUUUAUUGUUGAUCAA
This is a messenger RNA of Platichthys flesus (European flounder), 3451 nucleotides long. RefSeq names its product minichromosome maintenance complex component 7 (gene mcm7). Gene Ontology annotation, cellular component: MCM complex; nucleus. Bases 164 to 2347 code for a protein of 727 amino acids. The transcript is spliced from 15 exons. The record is from RefSeq and is a predicted model, not a curated record. Gene Ontology annotation, molecular function: single-stranded DNA helicase activity; ATP hydrolysis activity; ATP binding. Lineage: Eukaryota; Metazoa; Chordata; Actinopteri; Pleuronectiformes; Pleuronectidae. Gene Ontology annotation, biological process: DNA replication; DNA replication initiation; DNA strand elongation involved in DNA replication.